Molecule: messenger RNA, 882 nt
Organism: Nakaseomyces glabratus
Lineage: Eukaryota; Fungi; Ascomycota; Saccharomycetes; Saccharomycetales; Saccharomycetaceae
Gene: SFH5
Product: Sfh5p
Biological process (GO): Golgi to plasma membrane protein transport; regulation of exocytosis
Cellular component (GO): cortical endoplasmic reticulum; cytosol; plasma membrane
Molecular function (GO): phosphatidylinositol transfer activity
Source: RefSeq, a predicted model, not a curated record
AUGAAGUUCGAGAACGAUAACGAGAAACAGGUGUUUGAUAAGCUAUCUCGGAGUCUAGGCAACAUCAUCGAGACUAAGUGUGAUGGGUAUGAUGAGUUGUAUGGACACAAGAUCUGUAAAGAGAUUGGGUCUGCCGACGAGGUCCAGCAGUAUUACAACGAGGACAUUGCCCAAUCGCUGUUGUUCAAGCUCUGCAAGGCGUACCAGUUCAAUUACGAUGAAAUUGUGACACAUUUGGUGAAGAUUCUCAAAUGGAGAAAGAAGUUCAACCCAUUGAGCUGCGCAUUCAAGGAAACACAUAACAAAGAGCUAGAAGACGUUGGUAUUUUGACGUGGUACCCAGAGGAAGAACCCAACAAGCGUGUUGUCACAUGGAACCUGUACGGUAAGCUAGUCAAGAAGAAAGAGUUGUUCAAGGAUGUGCAGAAGUUCUUGAGGUACCGUAUUGGGCUCAUGGAGAAAGGUAUACAACUGCUGAACUUCCAGGACGAAGAGAACUGCUACAUGACUCAAGUGCAUGACUACAAGACCGUUUCCGUGUGGCGCAUGGACUCUGACAUGAAGAGCUGUGUGAAAGAGGUUAUCAACACUUUCCAGACAUACUACCCGGAGUUGUUGUACGCGAAGUACUUCGUCAAUGUGCCAAGCGUGUUUGCAUGGGCUUACGACAUCAUCAAGACUUUUGUGGAUGAGAACACUAGGAAGAAGUUCGUGGUCCUGAACGACGGUAAGAAGCUUGGCAAGUACUUGAAACAAUGUCCCGGAGACCAGUUUGGGGGCUCUUCCAAAUCCACCAUCUUCGAACAGAACGUCAAAAAGGUCAAACCUACCGCAUACGCUUCCUACUUGCUCGAGAGACAAGAGAUCGAAGAUGUAGAAUAG